Molecule: messenger RNA, 2638 nt
Organism: Raphanus sativus (radish)
Lineage: Eukaryota; Viridiplantae; Streptophyta; Magnoliopsida; Brassicales; Brassicaceae
Product: probable inactive histone-lysine N-methyltransferase SUVR2
Exons: 11
Coding region: 246-2417 (723 amino acids)
Cellular component (GO): nucleus
Molecular function (GO): histone methyltransferase activity; zinc ion binding; protein binding
Source: RefSeq, a predicted model, not a curated record
GCGCAUUGUGUAGCUAAACGAGCGACAGGAACGAAACGAGAGCACCUGGCACAGUUCUCGCGUGUUCUCACGCGCCGACGCAAUACUCUUCCGUCGCCGCCGGCAUUGGCUCUGAAGCCGUUCUCGUUCGUUUUACACGGGAAACGUUUCGCUACUAAGCAUCCAAAACCCUCGACUUGUUCGCUCUACCAGCUUUCACUAAACCCUAACCCUCUCCACGUUUCAAGCUUGUUAGGAUUAAAACUAUGGCACCAAAUGCUCAUAUCAAAAAAGCAAUUACAGCUAUGAAGGCUCUUGGAAUUGAUGAAGCGCAGACAAAGCCCGUCUUGAAGAACCUUCUCAUCCUUUACGAUAAGAAGUGGGAGUUAAUAGCCGAGGACAACUACAGGGCACUCGCUGAUGCUAUCUUCGAAAGCCAAGAGACUCAGGCCACUGAAGAGAAAAAAGGAAAGGAGAAGAAGGCCGACGAAGCUGAAGCCAGCGCUGCAGAAGUUGACAGAGGAAAGAGGAAGGCGCAUGAGUCUGUCGAAGACGAUGAAGAUGCCUUGGAUGAGCCUGAACGCCCUUUAAAGAGGCUGCGGCGCAGAGGUGAAGCAGGCUCUGUUUCGGCUUCAAACAGUCCCAGUUUAAAAGAGACUACAACUCGUGACCAAGAAAUGGCGCCUGUCUUAUUGCCAUUUCAUCCUCUACCAACCGAAGAUGACCCUGAUGCUGGUGCGCUCGUUAUGCCAAAAGACGAGCCCGUUACAGAUAUUUUUUCCACUUCUACUAAUCAAGAUUCCUUGGAAAAUGGGAACUCUUCAGCUCCCAUGUCCGAGACGGAGAAAACAAAUGGUCAUCUGGAAGAGCGGCAUGGUUCAACAGCAGCUACUGACGUUCCUCCAACAACUAUCGAGAGAGCUAGUGAGCACACGAUGGCUACAACCCCAGAAGGAUCUUCAACACUUGCAUUAGCUUCUUCUGCAACCGGUGAAGUGAAGAUUAAUCUGAGUUUUGCUCCUGCAACUUCCAGUCUGCAUGCACCUUCUAUGGAUGAACUACGAAGAGCAAUGGAGGAUGUGUGUCUCCGGCAGUACAAAAUACUGGACCCUAACUUUUCUGUAAGUCGUUUUUUGAACGACAUCGCUAGCUCCUACCUGGAACUUGCAACCAAGGCAGAUAAAACAGCCAACCAGUCGCCAGAUAACCUGCCGUCUUUCACCACAAAUGUUGAUGCAUUGAAGAAAUCUGCAGCAGCGAUGGCUUUUACUGCUGAGGGCAGUAAUGACCUGGCAAAUUCAGCCAACCAAUCGCCAGAAAAUUCGCAAACCAAGCCGGUUGAUGUAUUAAACAAGUCUGCUGCAACUACGGUCAGAAAUGAUGAUGAAUCCACGGGUUUGGUAGUUGUUCCCGAGUGCCAGAUUUCUGCGGAUGAGUUUAGAAUGAUCAGCAUCGUCAGUGACAUCACUCUUGCAAAAGAAGCUGUUGAGAUUCCUUGGGUGAAUGAAUUCAAUUCCAAGGUUCCUCCACCUUUUCGAUACAUAGCCCAAAGUCUUGUGUAUCAAGAUGCUGAAGUGAAGUUUUCACUUGGGAAAGUUGACCAAUGCUGCUCCUCUUGCUGUGGAGAUUGCUUGGCUCCAUCAAUGGCAUGCAGUUGUGCAACUGCACUUGGUGGCUUUACAUACACAAAAGAUGGCCUCCUGCAGAAAGAUUUCCUGGAAGAAUGUAUCUCCGAAGCCCGUGAUACGCAGAAACAGUUGGUUCAGUAUUGCAAAGAAUGUCCAUUAGAGGUUGCCAGAAACGAGGAGACUCUGGAGCCGUGCAAGGGGCAUCGCAAGAGGAAGGUUAUCAGAGAAUGUUGGAGCAAUUGUGGCUGUAGCGAGAAGUGUGGCAACCGAGUCGUCCAACAUGGCAUUCACACUAAGCUGCAGGUGUUUUUCACGUCCGAUGGGCCCAGCGGGAGAGGUUGGGGACUCAGGACUCUAGAAAAGCUGCCGAAGGGGGCAUUUGUCUGCGAGCUUGCUGGAGAGAUAUUGACCAUUUCAGAGCUGGUCCAACGCAGGAACUCUGAGAAACUUACUUCUCCGGUAAUACUGGAUGCACACUGGGGUUCUGAACAAGUCUCAGGUGUCAACAGAGCUCUUUGUCUUGAUGGAACGCACUAUGGAAAUAUCUCCAGGUUCAUCAAUCACAGAUGCGUGGAUGCAAAUUUGAUUGAGAUCCCAGUUCAUGUGGAGAAUAUGGACUCGCACUACUAUCAUCUUGGGCUCUUCACAACAAGAGAUAUCGAGGCCAUGGAGGAACUUACCUGGGAUUAUGGCGUGGAGUUCAACGAUCAGGUGUAUCCGACGCGUCCGUUCCAUUGCCGAUGUGGUAGCGAGUACUGUCUGAACGUUAAGCGGAGCAGCAAAAGCAAGAAGUCGAAGAAGAGAGCAUGAGAGAGCUCAGUGUUAGUUUUUGAAGAUGUGUGAUGGUCCAGUCUCUUUUGUGAAUGUAUUGACAAAAAAACUCUUUUAUUGUCAAUCCGACAAAGCAAAUAAGCAAACUUGGUCGGUGGGUCCGUCCAUCUUAGGGGUUAGAUUAGUCGAGGAUGAUGCUUGUCUUAAUAUUUUGUGAUAACAGGCUUUUGCGUAUAUCUUAACUUAGGUUCUAAUGGCUC